AUGACCUCGUUGAUUAUUGACUCUGAGCAGCGGAAGCUGUUGCAGAGCUUCACUCCUCCUGCCUCUCAGCCAGGCACGGCAUCUUUACAUGACAAGGAGGCGCAUUCGGCUCUUGGAAAAUCUAGGGACACAGCGAUUUGUAUUCCCUCUGAUGUCGAGUCUGAUACUGAAGAUGAAGACGAUGCGAGUCAAGAACUCGAUGGUUCGCCACCUUUUACAGCACUUACCAGCACUGUGGAUUAUUUAGAUCUAACUGUCACCGAAUAUGGCGCAACUGAGUCAGAAGCUACCAUCAGCGCGAACAUUGCGUCAGCAGUAUCCCCGACUCAAGUGGAUGCCGCCCUAGGUUGGCCGAAUGAGCCAAGUGACUCUCACCUCGCUGAUGCUGGACUGAGCCAACAGUCUUGUGGACGGAACACGUCCACUGAGUGUCAAGAUAUCAAUUUUGCAACCCCUCCUACCAGCCCUGAAAGUCAACCAUACCCAGUUGCGGCAGACGGGAAACAGCUCCGACCUGAACCAGCCAGUCAAGAGAGCAACACGGUGGUCGAUGCUGUCUCUGACUAUGACGUUUGUCAUAGCUCCCAGCCUCAUCAGGAUUCCCCUUCAACUGGCGCACACUCUCCCCAGACUGCGAGCCCCAUCGAAGUGGUCCAGGCACCAUUCCAGGAAAACGAAAUACCCACCUGCAAGUCAUACGAAGAUGCCAUUCCUAAAGCCCGCGCCCCAUCUCCCGCAACAUCCUCUGAUGGACCGUGUCAAGGGCAAGCCUCGGAUGAUACAAGCAGCGCGUCCACCCAUGUCGAGUCUGAAGCCACGAAGGUUGUGUGUAGUUCCGAUGCCGAAGUGUCUUCCACGUUGCCGUCACUUCGUCGUUUCCGCCACAAAUCCUCGCAGAUGCAUAAAACCAUGCAGUUUGAGGACGGUGACGCAGACAGUGAAGACUCAGGGAACGAGGACGGUCUUGACAGGUUAGAAUCUCAACAUAAUGAGGAGAACUCUUCUUAUCUCCCAGAUGUUGAGGAUUCUGGCUCGGAAGACAAUGAUUUAGAUGAUGUCCACCAGGGUUGCAAGCGUCGCAAGAUUUCGAAAUCCACUUCCUGUUCGGUCCGCAGUACCGCCGCCAACUUUCGGGGCUCUCGCAAAAGACAAUCGACAACACGUACCGCGCAGUUACCUAGCGAUAUCCGAACACCAGAAGCAACGCCAGCCCCGUCCGAAGCUAGCAUGUUUCUUGCUCAGUUCGAGGAAUGGUCUCUCAGAGAUGUCUUGCUCAAGCGCAUCACUGAGGGCGGUAAGACGACAUUCCAAUUACAGUUUGAAAUGGGACCACGAUUCAUGUCAGCGGAAUGCUGGUAA
Messenger RNA from Fusarium proliferatum ET1, 1359 nucleotides. RefSeq lists its product as uncharacterized. The record is from RefSeq and is a predicted model, not a curated record. The transcript has 2 exons. Bases 1 to 1359 code for a protein of 452 amino acids. NCBI's taxonomy places the organism in Eukaryota, Fungi, Ascomycota, Sordariomycetes, Hypocreales, Nectriaceae.